This is a messenger RNA of Daldinia caldariorum, 6536 nucleotides long. Its product is annotated as kinesin heavy chain. The coding region runs from base 693 to 5897 and encodes 1734 amino acids. The transcript is spliced from 2 exons. Gene Ontology annotation, molecular function: ATP binding; microtubule binding; microtubule motor activity. Gene Ontology annotation, biological process: microtubule-based movement; cytoskeleton-dependent intracellular transport. Gene Ontology annotation, cellular component: microtubule; kinesin complex. The record is from RefSeq and is a predicted model, not a curated record. Lineage: Eukaryota; Fungi; Ascomycota; Sordariomycetes; Xylariales; Hypoxylaceae.
CGUGAAUGUCUUGGCAAAUUGCCCCAUAGUUCAUCUCUUUUUUGGACGAAUGACAAGCCGCCGGUCGCGAUUCGCGUUCUCCAGUUAAUCUUGGAACCCAUUUACAACCAUUUACUUGUUAACAAGUUGUUGACCAAAUUCCACCAACCAAAAUCCAAUAACUAUCUCCGCGACGACGCCCAACAUUCUAUCAUAGACUCUUGCUGCAAAAAAAAGAAGCCUAACCUAUCACAUUUCCACCUCCGCAAACCCACGAUCUGGCCGUCCCACUAUACGCACUAUACGCAUUAUCCAGCAACGCGCAGCCGCUGGGCUGCUUUUUAGCGAUCUGCUCCCUGCAUUCACACGACUCCACCGCCGCCGUCCGGUGUUAGGUGCUUCACCUUCAACGGGAGCUACGGAUUUCGUUUUCGCGGCCGUUCCCGUGUAAUAAAGGGGAGGAUGAUAAGCUUAGAAAGACCAAUAUUAGAUUAGGACCUUUUAAAACUAUAAGGCUGGAUAGGUUAUCUGCUUGCGACUUUCGAAAUCAGUGAGGGGCUUCAAAAGUUAUUUGUGACGCGCGCGAGGUCUACGCCCAAAGUCCCCACUAAAGACCAUCGCCGCGCGCCCCUAUCUAUCGGAUGCCUCGACUCUAUUUUAUACUUGGUGAAUAGCUGUAGUGGAUAGGAGAGUAUCUCCUUCAUCUAGCAACCAUGGCUCCCGCCGGUGGAGGAAAUAUUAAGGUGGUGGUGAGAUGUCGGCCUUUCAACAGUAGAGAAAUUGACCGUGGGUCAAAAUGCAUUGUUGAAAUGAAAGGCAACCAAACGGUCCUGACACCACCCGCCGAUGCUGCUCAUGGCCCUAAGGGAUCUAAAGACAAUUCAGUGAAGACUUUCGCCUUUGACAAAUCGUAUUGGUCUUUUAAUAAGAAUGAUCCUAACUACGCUGGCCAAGAAAGCUUACAUAGUGAUCUUGGAAAACCACUUUUGGACAAUGCGUUUCAAGGAUACAACAAUUGUAUCUUUGCUUAUGGACAGACGGGUUCGGGUAAGUCAUAUUCCAUGAUGGGAUAUGGCAAAGAAGCCGGUAUCAUACCUCACAUUUGCCAGGAUAUGUUUAGGAGAAUUGAAGAACUACAGAAAGACAAGACGACACGGUGUACUGUAGAAGUGUCGUAUCUCGAGAUUUACAAUGAAAGGGUACGGGAUUUAUUAAAUCCUGCCACCAAGGGCAAUUUGAAGGUCCGAGAACACCCGUCGACUGGCCCUUACGUGGAGGAUCUCGCCAAAUUGGUCGUCAGCAGCUUUCAAGAGAUCGAAAACCUUAUGGACGAAGGCAACAAGGCAAGAACAGUCGCCGCGACAAACAUGAACGAAACAUCCAGUAGGAGUCACGCCGUAUUUACCCUCAUGCUCACGCAGAAGAAGUACGAUGCGGAGACGAAGAUGGAGAUGGAGAAGCAGGCGAAAAUUAGCUUGGUCGAUCUAGCUGGUUCAGAAAGAGCAACAUCAACCGGUGCUACCGGUGCUCGACUAAAAGAAGGUGCUGAAAUCAAUAGGUCCCUCUCGACGCUUGGCCGUGUGAUAGCAGCAUUGGCUGACCUCUCAACCGGGAAAAAGAAGAAAGGACCGGGAGGAACCGUUCCUUAUCGAGACAGUGUUUUGACGUGGCUUCUGAAAGACUCACUUGGUGGAAACAGUAUGACUGCUAUGAUUGCAGCAAUCAGCCCAGCUGACAUCAACUACGAUGAAACUUUAAGUACUCUACGAUAUGCCGACUCCGCGAAGCGAAUCAAGAACCACGCUGUCGUCAACGAAGAUGCGAAUGCUCGCAUGAUAAGAGAACUGAAAGAAGAGUUAGCAGUACUGCGGAGCAAGCUGGGAGGCGGUGGCGGUGGCGGCACUGGCGGCUUAGCUGUACCCCCAGAGGAGGUCUACGCUGAAGGGACACCUCUAGAGAAGCAGAUUGUCAGCAUUACCCAGGCAGAUGGCUCCGUCAAGAAGGUAUCAAAGGCAGAAAUUGCUGAGCAGCUGAGCCAGAGCGAGAAGUUGUUGACUGAUCUUAACCAAACCUGGGAGGAAAAACUUCAGAAGACGGAAGAGAUCCACAAAGAGCGAGAAGCUGCCCUCGAAGAACUUGGUAUCAGUAUUGAAAAAGGGUUUGUGGGGUUGCACACACCCAAGAAGAUGCCUCACUUGGUCAAUUUAUCUGAUGAUCCUCUCCUUGCGGAGUGUUUGGUCUACAACCUUAAGCCGGGCAGGACAACAGUAGGAAAUGUGGAAUCGAACUCAGAGCACCAAGCAAAUAUCCGCCUCAACGGCACUCGAAUUCUUCACGACCACUGUUACUUCGAUAAUGCUUCAGACGGUACUGUGACAAUAACGCCGAACGAAGGCGCGUCUAUCAUGGUCAACGGGAAACGCAUUUCAGGGACAACAAGAUUACACUCUGGUUAUCGUGUUAUUUUGGGUGACUUUCAUAUAUUCAGAUUCAAUCAUCCUAUGGAGGCACGGGCGGAGAGAGACGAGAACCGGCAAAGUCUACUGCGCCAGUCUGUCACCGUAAGCCAGUUGCGCGAGUUAGAACGGACAUCCCCAUCCCCUCUGCUAGGUCACGAGCGAUCCGUAAGCAAAGCUGGUUCCGAGUUACCUGACAGCCGUCCGGACUCACCCGCUCCGUCUCGAAGCGAGAGGGAUGCAGAUUGGUCAUUUGCACGACGAGAAGCCGCUGGUGCCAUACUCGGAACAGAUAAGAACCUUCAAAGUUUGUCGGACGAGGAGCUUAAUGCGUUGUUCGAAGACGUGCAGCGGGCUCGAGCUGAGCGUGUCAAUGACCGUGAAGGCGAUGACGAUUUAGAAUCCAACACAUCUUAUCCUAUCAGAGAAAAGUAUAUGUCGACUGGUACUAUUGACAAUCUCUCGUUGGAUACGGCGCUUACAAUGCCGUCUACUCCAAAGGCCGGCGAAGGAGACGAUCGUCUUAAGGAAAUGCGAGAUACCAUGCAAACCCAAUUAGAGAAGCAAAAGGAGGAAUACCAAGGGCAGCUUAAGAGCGCCGGAAUAGCUAACGUUGAGGUGGAAGAGAUUAAAAAAGAGAAGGCCAGAAUGGAAGAAACUCUCGUCAAACUAAAAGCAGAUAUGCAAAAGCAAUUGGAGACCCAAAAGCAAGAGUUUGAGGCUAAGAUUGAGAAGCUGGACCCGUUGAAAAGACCUAAGGCAAAAUCGAAAUUAUCCGAAGAGGAGAUUGAAAGGGCUAAGAAGGCUAUUGCGCAUUGGAGAGGCCGACAUUACGUACAGAUGGCUGAAGCUGUCCUGCAGCAUGCAACUACCUUGAAGGAGGCGCAGAUCAUGAGCGAGGAGUUGGGAGAGAACGUUGUCUUCCAAUUCACCGUUGUGGAUAUUGGUCACGCACGCUGUUCUUCCUACGAUAUGGUCCUGAAUGACGUCCCAAGCGAGGGAGAAGAUCCAGCUCUCGACGAAGCUCAAAAACCGUGUGUAGGGGUCCGCGUGGUCGACUACAAGAACACCGUCGUUCAUCUGUGGAGCUUAGAAAAGCUUCACGACCGAGUGCGGCAAAUGCGACAGAUGCACCAAUAUCUCGACCAGCCGGAGUACUCUCAACAUUUUAAGCUAGACAAUCCCUUUGUCGAGACCUGCAUGCCUGAAUAUUCUCUCGUUGGCGAGGUUGACGUUCCCCUCCGAGCUGUCUUUGAUAGCCGGGUCCAAGAUUUUGCUUUGGACGUCUUAUCGCCUCAUACUUCUCAUGCCAUUGGGAUUAUUAAAGUAUCCUUAGAGCCUUCUAGCGCCCGAGCUCCGUCAAGUACUCUGAAGUACAAUGUUGUUAUGCACGACAUGAUUGGUUUUGCCGAGCGAGAGGGAACUGACGUACAUGCGCAGCUGUUCAUCCCUGGUGUUUCGGAUAGUGUCACUACAACUCAGAUGAUCAAAGAUUUCGAUGAAGGUCCGAUACGAUUUGAUAGUGUCCAUAGUAUGAGCGUUCCAUUGUUUGGGUCUCGAGACGUCAACCUUAGGAUUGCUAUAUUCGCUAAGGUUUCUACGAUGCAUCUUGACAAAUUGUUGAGUUGGGAUGAGAUGCGUGAUGCGACUCCAAAUUCUGACCGUAAUUCUCCAGGCGCGCGAAUCAACGAAACACAGUUUUACACCGAGGAGAAGCACGAUAUACUUGCCCGGAUCCAGAUCCUCGAACUUAACGAAAACGGGGAGUAUGUCCCUGUAGAGGUCACACAGACAAGCGAGCUUGAUACUGGCACUUUUCAACUACACCAAGGCCUUCAAAGACGAGUAGCGAUCAACCUCACACAUAGUUCAGGAGAUACGCUACCUUGGGAGGACAUUAUAUCGGUUCGCGUCGGUAAGAUUCAGCUUGUUGACCACGCUGGUAAAAAUCCUGAUAUGGGGUCGGCUACUCCCGACAUCCCAUUGAGAUUAAGCGCAACCCCAUAUCGCCGCCAGAAUGCAAAUGGCACUCGAAGCAUGGCUAUUACAGGACAGUGGGAUUCAAGCUUACACAAUUCUCUGCUACUCGAUCGCACCACUGCAGACAAAUACAAAGUGCAGAUGACCCUGUCCUGGGAUAUAACCGCUGACAAUCUCGCCGAGCCGAUGAAAUUCUCAACGAAUGUAUAUUGCCAGAUUCUAGGCAGGACAUUCGUCCGACAGAGUUCGAUGUUAUCGUCCCUGUUCCAGCAUGUUAGGAUCGUACACUCUUCUACAGCCAUCUUCACUUUGAGCAUGCGACCUGCGCCUAUCAAGCGGGUUGGUGAUUUAUGGAGAAUGAACAGUUUGCAUAGCUAUGUCAAGGGCGAAGAGAACUUGAACAACUGGGGACCAAGGGGCGUCUCAUUAAUAGCGGACUACAUCACGGCACGAAAGAAAAAGAGACGGAUUACCGAAAUUGCGGCUGCCCAGCUGUUCCUUAAGAAGAUUGGCCUACCUGAACCUAAGAACAAGCCUGCUGAAGAGGACAAUUUCGACAACGACAUAUCCCCGGAACUUAAUGCCCGUGAUGAUGAUCAAGAUUCGAUUGACGCACUUCUUAAUGAUACCCCGGAUACAUCGCGGCCAUCCACGCCGAAGCAGCCAGAAUCAGUGGAGGGCGAAAAGGUAGAACAACCCGAGCAGCCAUCUGAGCAGCCCUCUGAGCAGCCUCCAGAACCUGAAGAAUCUCAAGAACCGGAGUAUAACGAGCAUGAAGCCCUUAUCCUUAACAAAUGUCUAAAACUUUGGUUGCGCCAUCCAGAUCCUAUGGCACGCAUCCUUGGCCCAGCAAAUACAACACCCCCCUCGGAUGGCGUCGCGCCUGAAUCUGUGGAACCGCCCAGGUUGAUCUCGACCAUCAUCCGAGUCCCGAAGAACCCAAAAGUCUCAAAAGGAGGCUAUCUUCUAGUCCCUAAUAAUGACUACAGCAAAUGGGUGAAGAGAUUCGUGGAAAUUCGAAAGCCUUAUCUCCAUAUCCAUAACGCUAGUAAUGGCGACGAAAUGGCGAUAGUCAGUCUUCGCAAUUCCAGGGUUGAUAGCCAGCCAGAGAUUUUGUCGUUAUUUGGUGGCCACGACGACGAACCAGAUGGUUUAACCCCAACAAAUGGCAAUACCCAAGGGAACUUUCAGCCGGGCCAUCAGAGGACACCGUCAGGUCGGACCAUCUCAACAGUUUGGUCUGGAAAUUCCAAGUCUUCGGGACCUAGUCUUGGCGGCUUAAGCGAACGCCUGCAGGCGGGCGUUUUUGCUGUUUACGGAACAGACAAUACGUGGCUGUUUGCAGCUCGUAGUGAGCGCGAAAAGCUUGACUGGAUCUUUCGCAUCGACCAAAGCUACUAUUCCGGCAGCGCAAGCGUGAGCGUGAGCGGUAGCGGUGCAGUGAGCCCGCAACCAAGAAAUUACACCAUGGACGCUAAUUGAGACAUCUAAUACCUCAUUAUAAAUAAAUCAAAGCGGCUAGCUAGUCUGGUUCGUUUAGGAAGCUAUGAGUUACGACUGCCUUCAGGCAUCAUUAUGAAAGCAUAUAUUGGUUGGGAUACUUGAGGACAGAUGGCGUUGCUCUUUCCUUUUGCUUUAGAAUACCCUCUGUCGCAUCUCCGGACAGAGAAAAACUCUGUAUUAUCUAGAUUAUACCCUCAGAAUUUUCGAAUUCGUAGGAAAGGGCCCAAAAAAGCAAGUGAGCAUGCGCGCGGUUGUUAGGACGGGCAGAAAGGAGCGGAGCGAAUUCUUUUUUUUUUCCCUUUUGUUGUAACAUCGAAAUUUCCAUUCUGUGAUCGAUAGGAGGAGGGAUAUGGUACUGAUACCAUCAGGGCAGGCCGUUCGUAAUUGGAUCGGAAGGAAGUCAUAUUUUAUAUGCUUUGCCGUAGCAGAGAGAAGUCGAAAUUUUUAGGUGUACGGCGCACCUCCCCCCCUCCCCCCCUUUUUUUUUUCUCCAAGUAGUAGAUAUUGCUAUAUAAAACUAACAGGAUACAAGGAGCUUGUGCUCCGGUGGAAUACUACCAUACGAAAGUAUAUUAGAGUGCAUAGACACGUUUAUAGCUAAUACAUGCAUAAUAUAUA